AUGAACACGCUGGGAGUAUUGGAACUUCAGGAGAUGCGGGGAGUCGAGGAAUCAGAGGGGAUUGAGGGAUUACGGAACGGAAAAGACCUACGGGACAGCUCAACGCAUGGCAGCAGUGCAGACGGCGAGGAGAGGGCGACGACGAUCGCAGAGGCACCUCAGAAGCAACCUAGUCCCAGCCACGCUAAUGACGACGGGAUGAAGACGGGGGAGCGUGAGAAGCAGCACGAGGCCUCCGCUCCCUCCGAUCCCUCCGCUCCCCCCGCUCCCUCCGCUCCCUCCAAUCCCUCCCUCUCCUCUCCGCCUCCCCCUGUCCGCUGGCCCGUUGCGCCAUGCACGGAGGGGAGGCUUGAGGGGCCGUCGCGGCUCGACAUCUCGCCCGCGCCGGGGGAAGCGGAAGGGUGGGAGGCCGCGCCGAGUCCGGGGAAGGCGCGGGAGUGGGGGGAGUGGGGGGAGUCGGCGGAGUGGGCGGAGGUAGAUCUGCGCGAGAUCACGCUGACCAAGGAGAUCGCGCGGGGGUCGUCCAGCGUGGUGUACAGAGGCGUGUACCGCAAGCAGAGCGUUGCUGUGAAGGUGGUGGACCUAGGCAGCGACGACGGCUCGUCACUGCACGAGGUGCAGGAGAGGAGGGCGGCGCUUAUACGGGAGGUGAUUAUAUGGAGCCGCGUCACGCACCCCCACAUUGUGCCGGUGAUAGGAGCGCACAUCCCCCUGCUCUCCCCCGAGGCCCACCCGUCCCCCUCCCCCCGACAGCCCGGGCAGCAGAGGGUGGACUCGCGCCUGCGGGGCGAGCAGGCGUGCGUUGUGAGUGCGCUCAUCGGCACGGGAGUGACUCUUAAGGAGUAUCUCGCUCGCACUGCCAGGGAGAAGAGGAAGCUGCCGCUGCACAUGCUGGUGGACCUGGCCAUGCAGCUCGCCAAGAGCCUCGCCUUCCUACACUCCCUGCGGGUGGUGCAUGGCGACGUGUGUCCCGAUCACGUGCUGCUCGACUCCACCUUACGCCUGCACCUCGCGGGCUUCGCCUGUGCUUCUAUCGAGGGAGACCUCGCAUACAGUCACGCGGGCAGAGGGGAGGAGCGCGGCAAUCCGAACUACAUGGCUCCUGAGGUGCUCAACUCCCUGCCAUACGACCGCCAGGCAGACGUGUUCAGCUUUGGCAUGUGCUUGUGGGCCAUGCUCUCCUGUGAGCCGCCCUUUCCCAAGUGUGAUUACAACGAGAUCUCCGACCUUCUGCAGCAGGGCGUGCGCCCCAUCAUCUCCCCCAAGUGCCCCCCCGACUUGGCGCAUCUACUGCAGCGCUGCUGGGAGGGCGACCCUGCUGCCCGCCCCUCCAUGCCCCAACUCACCGCCCUGCUGCGCUCAGUCAACGUCUUCGCCACCCCCCAGGACCACGCACCCACAGAUGCCCCGAGGGGUGCGUCAGUGGGUGCAGCCAGGGAUGCCCGCGCCACGAGGGGAGAGGCUGCAGUAGUGCAGCAUGCACGGAGUGCCGACCAGGUGCAAAGAGGAGGGGCCAAGCUGCCUCUCUUCUCCUCCCUGGGCUCCUCUCUUGGCUCUUCCCUUGGCCGUUUCAGCUUCGCACGCGGUAGAUUUGCGCAGUUGACUUUCCCACCAGCAUUUUCGUAUUCGUCACCGCCACCAUCGGCAGCAGCGCCUUUCCCACUACCAGCGUCAGCUUCCGAGUCUGCUGCUGUCUCAGUCGCACGUGCUGCAUCAGCAGCAGCGGCGCCGGCAGCAGUAGUGGCAACACCAGCUGCUGCUGUGCCAGCGUCGAGAGAGGAAGAUGCUGUGAGAGAACCAGGGAGCAUGCCGGGACCGGCGUGUGUUAGAGAUACCAGGGAGCAUGCUAGAGAUACUGUGGGGCAAUCAGAAGCAAGGGACGUCCAUGAAGGGAAACAACUAGUCUGCAGCAAAGACAUGCGGCAGCAACUAGACUCCUCUCUCUCUCCCUCCUCUGAACCCCCUGCCACUUCUCCCCACCUAAACGCUCCCGCUCCCUCUCCCCCUCUCCCUCCGCCUCUCCCUCUCCUCAUACCACCCUCCUCUCUUCCUAACGAUCCGCCCUCUCCUCUUCCCACACUCCCCUCCCAUGUUACCAUCCCUCCCUCCCUGCCUUCGCCUUCCUCCUCUCCUCUGCACUCCUCCCUUCCACCCCCCUCUCCACACCCCUUUUCCCCCUCUCGCUCCUCUCAUCCCUCCCCUUCCGCCUCCUCCUUCCCGCCCUCCUCGCCCUCUCCUGCUGCCUCUGCAAGCCCCGCUGUGUCAUCAGCAGCUGCCAGAGGCUAUGCUGUAGCAGGUCGGGUGGCUGGAGCUAGCCCAGCUGCUGCUGCUGCCGCCGCUGCCAGUGCCGCUGCAAAUCCCCCGGCAAAUACCGAGGCUAGCGCCGGUGCUAGUCCCGAGGCUAGCACCGAAGCUAGCACCGGGUGUGUGGGAUGGGAAAGGCGAUCAGCAGCAGACAGCAUCAGCCCUGUUGGCAGUGCUCGGAGCACUGGUUGGGAGGCAGUGGGUAUAGCAGCCGCUGCUGGGAAUGCGAGCCCUGCAGGGAGCAUGGGGAGCAUGAGGAGUGUGGGGUGGGAUGGGGGGGCGAUGUCACCUGCAUGGAGUGGGGAGGCGGGGCAGGCGUGGGUGGGGGAGAGGCCAGUGUGGGAGAUCAAGCUGAGGAACGUUAUUUUAAAGAAAGAGAUUGCUAAGGGGUCGUCCGGGACUGUGUACAAGGGCAAAUACAAGGACAGCCCCGUUGCAGUGCGGGUGGUGCCUUGGAGCGAGGUGGAAGGGGAGAUGUGUGAGGGGGAGCAGUGGGAGCAGAGGAGGGCCAAGUUCCUAAGGGAAGUGACUAUAUGGAGACGGCUCAAACACCCCAAUAUAGUCAAGGUGCUUGCCUCUAAGGUGCUUGCCUCUAAGGUGCUUGCCUCUAAGGUGCUUGCCUCUAAGGUGCUUGCCUCUAAGGUGCUUGCCUCUCAGGUGCUUGCCUCUAAGGUGCUUGCCUCUAAGGUGCUUGCCUCUAAGGUGCUUGCCUCUAAGGUGCUUGCCUCUAAGGUGCUUGCCUCUAAGGUGCUCGCCUCUAAGGUGCUCGCCUCUAAGGUGCUCGCCUCUAAGGUGCUCGCCUCUAAGGUGCUCGCCUCUAAGGUGCUCGCCUCUAAGGUGCUUGCCUCUAAGGUGCUUGCCUCUAUGGUGCUUGCCUCUAAGGUGCUUGCCUCUAAGGUGCUUGCCUCUAAGGUGCUUGCCUCUAAGGUGCUUGCCUCUAAGGUGCUUGCCUCUAAGGUGCUUGCCUCUAAGGUGCUUGCCUCUAAGGUGCUUGCCUCUAAGGUGCUUGCCUCUCAGGUGCUUGCCUCUAAGGUGCUUGCCUCUAAGGUGCUUGCCUCUAAGGUGCUUGCCUCUAAGGUGCUUGCCUCUAAGGUGCUUGCCUCUAAGGUGCUUGCCUCUAAGGUGCUCGCCUCUAAGGUGCUCGCCUCUAAGGUGCUCGCCUCUAAGGUGCUCGCCUCUAAGGUGCUCGCCUCUAAGGUGCUCGCCUCUAAGGUGCUCGCCUCUAAGGUGCUCGCCUCUAAGGUGCUUGCCUCUAAGGUGCUUGCCUCUAAGGUGCUUGCCUAUAAGGUGCUUGCCUCUAAGGUGCUUGCCUCUAAGGUGCUCGCCUCUAAGGUGCUCGCCUCUAAGGUGCUCGCCUCUAAGGUGCUCGCCUCUAAGGUGCUCGCCUCUAAGGUUCUUGCCUCUAAGGUGCUUGCCUCUAAGGUGCUUGCCUCUAAGGUGCUUGCCUCUAAGGUGCUUGCCUCUAAGGUGCUUGCCUCUAAGGUGCUUGCCUCUAAGGUGCUUGCCUCUAAGGUGCUUGCCUCUAAGGUGCUUGCCUCUAAGGUGCUUGCCUCUAAGGUGCUUGCCUCUAAGGUGCUCGCCUCUAAGGUGCUUGCCUCUAAGGUGCUCGCCUCUAAGGUGCUCGCCUCUAAGGUGCUCGCCUCUAAGGUGCUCGCCUCUAAGGUGCUCGCCUCUAAGGUGCUUGCCUCUAAGGUGCUUGCCUCUAAGGUGCUUGCCUCUAAGGUGCUUGCCUCUAAGGUGCUUGCCUCUAAGGUGCUUGCCUCUAAGGUGCUUGCCUCUAAGGUGCUUGCCUCUAAGGUGCUUGCCUCUAAGGUGCUUGCCUCUAAGGUGCUUGCCUCUAAGGUGCUUGCCUCUAAGGUGCUUGCCUCUAAGGUGCUUGCCUCUAAGUUGCUUGCCUCUAAGGUGCUUGCCUCUAAGGUGCUCGCUCCUAAGGUGCUCGCUCCUAAGGUGCUUGCCUCUAAGGUGCUCGCCUCUAAGGUGCUCGCCUCUAAGGUGCUCGCCUCUAAGGUGCUCGCCUCUAAGGUGCUCGCCUCUAAGGUGCUCGCCUCUAAGGUGCUUGCCUCUAAGGUGCUUGCCUCUAAGGUGCUUGCCUCUAAGGUGCUUGCCUCUAAGGUGCUUGCCUCUAAGGUGCUUGCCUCUAAGGUGCUUGCCUCUAAGGUGCUUGCCUCUAAGGUGCUUGCCUCUAAGGUGCUUGCCUCUAAGGUGCUUGCCUCUAAGGUGCUUGCCUCUAAGGUGCUUGCCUCUAAGGUGCUUGCCUCUAAGGUGCUUGCCUCUAAGGUGCUCGCCUCUAAGGUGCUCGCCUCUAAGGUGCUCGCCUCUAAGGUGCUCGCCUCUAAGGUGCUCGCCUCUAAGGUGCUUGCCUCUAAGGUGCGCGCCUCUAAGGUGCGCGCCUCUAAGGUGCGCGCCUCUAAGGUGCGCGCCUCUAAGGUGCGCGCCUCUAAGGUGCGCGCCUCUAAGGUGCGCGCCUCUAAGGUGCGCGCCUCUAAGGUGCGCGCCUCUAAGGAAUAUCUUUUCCGGGCAGCCCGGGAACGGAGGAAGCUGCCGAUGCCGUUCAUUGUGCAAGUGGCAUUCGAUCUCGCCAAGGGCCUGGCGUAUCUGCACUCCAUGGGCGUGGUGCACGGCGACAUUUGUCCCGAGAAUCUGCUUCUGGACGGCAAUCGCCGCCUCAAGAUCGCACGAUUCGGGGCGGCACGGGUGGAAUCCUCCCACCCGGUUAGCAUCGCUACUGGCAGCUGCCGCCGCACCCUCAGCUACAGCGCGCCUGAGGUGCUCUUCUCGCAGCCCUACGACCGCUCUGCUGACGUCUACAGCUUCGGCAUCUGCCUGUGGGAGCUCUACGCUCGGGAGGCCCCGUUCCCGAACCUAGACUUUGGGGAGGUGGCCGAUGCUGUCAAGGAGGUGAGGGGUCAAUGGGAUGAGGCAGGAUCGAGUGGAAAGGGAGCUUCCAUUCGACACUGCCACGUGUGCGAUCCCCUUUCCCACUCCCACCCUCCCCUCACCCUGCAGGGUGUGCGCCCCAUUAUAUCUCCCAAGUGCCCCCCUGACUUGGCCAAUGUUAUGCGUUGCUGCUGGGAGGGUCUCCCUGCUGCGCGCCCCUCGAUGCCCCAAGUUCUUGCCAUGCUGAAGAAGGUGAAUGUCUUUGCAGGUAAAUGA
Molecule: messenger RNA, 5457 nt
Organism: Closterium sp. Naga37s-1
Lineage: Eukaryota; Viridiplantae; Streptophyta; Zygnematophyceae; Desmidiales; Closteriaceae
Source: the annotation of a GenBank genome assembly